CUCGGUUACUUCUGAGGGUUCAACUUGGCUGGCCAUCAAGUCCGGCUCUGCCCAGGUCGUUGUUUGUUUCAACUGGUGAUAAAAUGGGGGUGAACCAGUCCGUGGGCUUCCCGCCUGUCACAGGACCCCACCUCGUGGGCUGCGGGGAUGUGAUGGAGGGACAGGGUCGCCAGGGAAGUUUCUUUCGACUCUUCUACCCCUGCCAAGAGGCAGAAGAGACCCCAGAGCAGCCGCUUUGGAUUCCCCGCUAUGAGUACUGCAUGGGCCUGGCCAAUUACCUGCGCUUUAACAAGCGCUGGGGGGGGUUGCUGUUCAGCUUGGCUGUGGGAUCUUGUCGCCUGCCUGUUAGCUGGAAUGGCCCCUUUAAGACAAAGGACUCCGGAUACCCUCUGAUCAUCUUCUCCCAUGGCAUGGGAGCCUUCAGGACGCUGUAUUCAGCCUUCUGCAUGGAGCUCGCCUCCCACGGCUUUGUGGUUGCUGUCCCAGAGCACAGGGAUGGGUCCGCCGCGACCACCUGUUUCUGCAAGCAGGCCCCGGGGGAGAACCAGCAAACUCCCGAGCCGCUGGAGGAAGAAUGGAUCCCUUACUAUCAGAUUGAGGAAGGGGAGAAGGAGUUCCAUGUCCGGAAUUGCCAGGUGCAUCAGAGGGUGAACGAGUGUACCCGGGUGUUGAGGAUCCUGCAAGAGGUCACUGCUGGGCAGAUCGUCCUCAAUAUCUUGCCCGACGGGCUGGAUCUGAUGACCUUGAAGGGCAGCAUCAACAUGAGCCGCGUGGCUGUGAUGGGACAUUCAUUUGGCGGGGCCACAGCUGUCUUGGCUUUGGCCAAGGAGACCCAGUUUCGGUGUGCUGUGGCUCUGGACGCUUGGAUGUUUCCUCUGGAACAUGACUUUUACCCCAAAGCCCGAGGCCCUGUGUUCUUUAUCAAUGCUGAGAAAUUCCAGACAGUGGAAAGUGUCAACUCGAUGAAGAAGAUAUGUGCCCAGCACGAACAGUCCAGGAUCAUAACUGUCCUUGGUUCUGUUCAUCGGAGUCAAACUGACUUUGCUUUUGUGGCUGGUAACUGGAUCGGUAAAUUCUUCUUCACGCAAACUCGUGGGAGCUUGGACCCGUAUGAAGGUCAGGAGGUUAUGGCGAGGGCCAUGUUGGCCUUCCUGCAGAAGCACCUAGACCUACAAGAGGACUAUGACCAGUGGAACAGCCUCAUUGAAGGCAUUGGACCAUCGCUCACCCCAGGGGCCCCACACCAUCUGUCUAGCCUGUAGGCGCAACUCAGUGAAAGGUCACUGAGCUGAGUUCCCAUUUGGGGCCUGCCCAGGGACACAUAGCCUCCUACCAAGAAGUGGCUGAUGUGACCCUCACAGAUUAAGAGGAUGUAAUUACGCUGCUGAUUGGAUAACUGGGUACUUUGAUCUUGGACUUGCUGAUCUUAAACUCACGCUGGGACUUGAAUCACUUACUGACUUUCUGGGAACUGAACCCUGAUGGUGUGUGCGGGGAACAAGCAGUGGGGUAGAGCUGGGGGGCGGGGGGGUUGCUUCAAGCUUUAAGCUGAACAGUAUUAACCCAGGGGCCUACUCUCUCCCCUUGGGCCAUUGUAUCUUCUGCCAUGGAAGAAAUGAAACCAAAGGAUGGAGUGAAAUUCCCACCUUCAGGACCUCUAGCCCAGCUUAGCACUACCUCUUCCUGCCUCUCAGCCUUUCCCUCCCCAGGGCCAUUUGGUAAGUUCUGAGCACUUUAGGUAACUUUCUAGGACGUGGACCACCAUCAAGAUUCUCCAUUUAUUUUCUUGUUCCAUGAAACAUGGUCAGGACUCAGACUUGUGAGCCCACAGAGGAGGGUGGGAGUAGUGUCCUCACAGCAUAGGGAGAGAAGCUGAGGUCCAGAGUGGUAUCACAGAAGCUCUGGGUGUCAGGGAGGUUUGCCAGAAAUGUACCUUAACAGGAACCCACACAAGUUGGUGGAGAUGGAGAAGGUAGGUUAACACCAUUAAGUGGCCAUUUGAACAGGCCCUUGCCACAGGAGGGAGACGGUUUGGUUGGUUAUAAUUCAGCCCCCCCGCCCCCCGGAGAUAUCUAGGAACACUUUGGUCUUUCCUCUUACCUCAGGUAUCAUGAGCCUCCAACGCGCCCAGAAUCAGGGUGCUAUAAUUGUCUGUUUUCCGGCUCUGAGGCCCUAGCCUCAAAUGUAUGUCAAGAUAUAGACUGAAUUUCCAUUCUGUUCCAUUUAUAAUAUGAAUGAUAUUAAUACUCAUGUUUGCCUAAUGAUACAUUGGAAUAUUUUCUUUAUUUAAUCUACAUUAGAGCAAGAUGGCGAGCCAUCUGGAAGUAACUUUUCCUUCUGUCUUUCUUUGUUCGCUUACCACUUAUGCCCAUGUGGGGAAAAAAACUUUAAAAGGAAAGGAAAUCUUCCUGGAGAUCUAACUCAAGGCUGUCCGGGAACAUCAUCCUGAAACUCUCCUCUCCCCUCCUUCAGACAUCAUACCUCAGCCCAGGUAGGGGACUCCAGAUGAGGCAGGAGCAAAAAGGGUCUACACAGUAGACCCAAGGUCAGUGCCACCAAAGCAAGCAGGGACCAUGUCUCCCAUUUCAACAGCUGUUCUUUCUAAGACACGAAAUACCGGGUCCACUGAGACUUGGGAGAAUCUUAGGAAUUCUGGCAAGACAGAGUAUAAAGAGAAAAUCCUUUAUUAAAGCGCUGGGCUCUAGAAUUGUGUAUCCUGGUUUUGAGUCCUGACUCUACCACCACCGUGUAAAUUCGAGCAAAUUGUGUUCUCUUUCCAUUCUCAGUUCCCGACUUUCUAAAACGGGGAUCUGCACCAUGAAUUGUUCAGCGGAUUAAGCGUAAGGAUGUGUGACCCAUGGGUUAUU
Molecule: messenger RNA, 2867 nt
Organism: Enhydra lutris kenyoni (northern sea otter)
Lineage: Eukaryota; Metazoa; Chordata; Mammalia; Carnivora; Mustelidae
Product: platelet activating factor acetylhydrolase 2
Exons: 11
Coding region: 84-1262 (392 amino acids)
Molecular function (GO): 1-alkyl-2-acetylglycerophosphocholine esterase activity
Source: RefSeq, a predicted model, not a curated record